Molecule: messenger RNA, 1185 nt
Organism: Lycium barbarum (goji berry)
Lineage: Eukaryota; Viridiplantae; Streptophyta; Magnoliopsida; Solanales; Solanaceae
Exons: 7
Coding region: 1-1185 (394 amino acids)
Source: RefSeq, a predicted model, not a curated record
AUGGAUCAAGAAAGGCCUUUAAAAAGAAAAAAGAAAAAAGUAAAAGGCUCAACAUUCCUUCCAGCUGGAUCACUUGCAUCGUUGGCAAACCAAAUGUCGUUGAUGGGAACAAAAAGAAAUGUUCAACUUCCACAGCCAGGAUCGCAAGUGCCAUUGGAUUCUACAUCUUCUGUAGAACAAGUACGAGAACAGUUACAACAAGUACCAAGGAAUUCCCCUUCUCCAACACAAGUAGUACUGCAACAAGUGCAGCAAACAUCACUGCAUUCUACCCCUUCUACAGCACAGGCAGUACAAGAACAAGUCCAGCAAAUGUCACAAGAUUCUACUGCUCAAGAAGAAAACGAACAAUCUGAGGAAGGAGGCAGAACACAAAUGCAAAGUGUACACGGACGGAGUGAGCGUAAACUAAUAGUGCUAAAUAAGUACAACCAGCCCGUUGGUCCUACUCCAGCAGUCGUAGCAGAGUUGGGCAGCUUUCUUGGAACAUUGGCAAGGAAUUCGACCUUUUGUCCUGUUAAUGUAUUAGAUUGGAGGAAAUUGAAAACUCAUAAAGAUAUGUGGAGCUAUACCAAGGAAAAAUAUGACAUUCCUGAUACUGCAAGUAAAUGGGCUUUCAAAGAAAUAUCAAAGCUUGGAGAAGUAUCUCCAACUCAAUUAUUGCAAGAAACGUCCAGAACUAAUACAGAGAAUCGGAAAAAGUUAAGGUAUCCGCACACUGUUGGCAAAAGAAGUUUUGCUAUAAUUCGCGAGGCUGAAAUGGAAAGAAUAGAAACUCAAGAAAGCGAAGAUGGCAGUCAAUCAGUUGACGCAUUUGCAUCAGUCAUGGGACCUGAGCAUCCAGGAUGCGUAAGAUUGUAUGGGCGUGGGGUUACCAAAACAGACUUGAAAGAAAAAAUGGGAAAUUCUGGACCCUCUUUAAAUAUUACUGAUGAAAUGAUGCAACAAAAAAUUGAGGAAAUAGAAGCUAGGGUGCAACAGAGAAUGCAGAAAAAAUUUGACGCACAAAUGGAUACCAUGGAACGAGAUGUUACAAUGAAAGUCGUUGGACAAAUUCAGCAUCUAAACCCAAACUUACAACUUGAUCCAAGCUUACUAAGAUUCAGUGUUUGUUCGCACGGAGAAGCGGCUAUUCAACAAAUAAAUCGUCCAUCUGCUGGUAGUAACAACCAAGUUAAAGAAUGA